Molecule: messenger RNA, 2036 nt
Organism: Tribolium castaneum (red flour beetle)
Lineage: Eukaryota; Metazoa; Arthropoda; Insecta; Coleoptera; Tenebrionidae
Product: zinc finger protein ZFP2
Exons: 2
Coding region: 143-1732 (529 amino acids)
Biological process (GO): regulation of gene expression
Cellular component (GO): nucleus
Molecular function (GO): zinc ion binding
Source: RefSeq, a predicted model, not a curated record
UUUGAAUUCAUUCAUUGCCAGGGAUUUUUGAGCUUGGUAAAUUACUGAACCGCUACUGGACUUUUAGGUUAAGUCAAUUAUGUGGUGACAACAGCUGAUGUGAUGGUUGUCCACAAAGCAGUUCCAAAUUAAUUCCACAAAAAUGUCGAAGAUGAAGAUAAGGAUGAGACUAAUCAAUGUGAAUAAAGUGUGCAGGACUUGUUUAAGUGAACGCGGCCACUUGAGGGAAAUUUUCUCGACAAAAUUGCCAAAGAUGAUGGAAAAUUGUGCUUCAAUACAGGUUUGUGAGAACGAUGAGCUUCCGCCCCACGUCUGCAUCACCUGUUUUCACUUAAUCGCAAAGUUUUACACAUUCAAGAAGAAAAUGGAACGGAGCGAUCGAAUUUUAAGGACGUACUUGAAACAGAACAAAAUGAAACAAAAGGAUAUUUUAGACAUUGCCAUAAGUGAAGCCCAGAUUGAACAAUCCAAUAAUGACGAUCUUGGCGAUAUUAGUGAAGAAGACAUUCCGUUAAGUAAGCGUAAGGUGAAGAAAAGCCCACGUUUGUUACGUCAAAGUAAAGUAAAAGCGAACAAAAUAAUUGACGAUUUUAUAAAAGACAAUUCGGACUAUUCCAUCGAGUUUGUUAAAGUCGAAAACGACCAACAACCAAUCAUCACUGAGGGACCCCCACCUCUAGUCCCGCUUGAACCAACCAAAAAAAUCGACAGUACCGAAACACCAAUCACGAAAGCGCUACCAGACGACAACCCCCCACCACUAAUCCCCAUCAAACCAAUCAUUUCAAACGUAAUAGAAAACGCCCUCGAAAUCACAGUCAAUUGUACCAACUGCAACCAACAAUUCAAUUCCCUAACCGCGUUAAAAGACCACAAACUGAACGACUGCAAACAAAACAACCUCAAAUGCAACAUAUGUCGCAAGGAGUUCAAAGAGCGCAAACGCCUGAUUGGCCACUUGAAGGGCCACAUGGUCGUGAAAGACUACGGUUGCAAAAUCUGUGGUAAGCGAUAUCCGAACCCUAGUACAUUUCGAGUGCACAUGCGCACACAUACGGGCGAAAGGCCCUUCAAGUGCCAAAUUUGCAAUAAGGGUUUCGUGCGAUGGGCCGGGGUUGUAGGGCACAUGCGCACCCACCAAUCACACAAGCCCUACAAGUGCGAAACUUGCGGUAAAGGUUUUAAAAUAUCGUCCAAUUUGGAACGCCACAAAGUCCUUCAUUCUGAAAGUUUGCCCUACUGUUGCAACUAUUGCGGGAAGACAUUCAGCCAAUCGGAUAAUUUGCAAUUACACAUUCGGACCUAUCACACCAACGAACGGCCCUACCUUUGCAACGAGUGCGGGAAAGGGUUCGUCAGCUCCACUAGGUUGAAUAGACAUAUGUGGGUGCAUACGGGUUAUAAGCCGUAUCGUUGUAAAGCUUGUCCGAAGGCCUAUUCGAAUUCAAACGAUUUGAAAAAUCAUGAGAGGUACCAUUUGGGGAAUAGCAACGAAGGGGAUAAGCCCUACGUGUGUAAAGUGUGCGAGAUGAGGUUUUAUCAUCCUUGUAGGCUGAAUAAACAUAUGAAGACGCAUGAAAGACCAUUUUCGUGCUCGAUUUGUUUCAAGAGUUUUAAUUCGAAUGCGUUGUUGACGAAACAUUUGACGGGAAAAAAAAGUGUGCAUUUAGUGCAAGUGGAAGAGGUGCAGCAGGAUAAUGAGGGUGUUAAUCAAAUUUUCUUGGAUUAUUGAACAAUUUAGUUAUUUGCUCGAAUGAAAAUAGAAAUGUUAGCGUAACGAUGUAAAAAAAAAUUUACAUUUCAAAAUUGCAUUGUGGGUAAUGUGAUUGUCGACACAAUUGUAAUUAAUUGAAGGGUCGUAGAAAAAACAUUGUGUUGUACUCGUUAGAAAAGCUUUUUUCAUGCUCCUAGCGGCCUCGUGCAUGAAAAAUACGCUUUUCAACACUUGCAAAACAAACUAAUAUUUUACACUGUAAUUCUCAGUUUUCUUAUAUUUAAAGAUAAAUAAAUAAAUAAGUAAUUAAAUGUUUAUUAGA